Messenger RNA from Dromaius novaehollandiae (emu), 782 nucleotides. It is a transcript of the gene SELENOH, whose product is annotated as selenoprotein H. NCBI's taxonomy places the organism in Eukaryota, Metazoa, Chordata, Aves, Casuariiformes, Dromaiidae. Gene Ontology annotation, cellular component: Golgi apparatus. The transcript is spliced from 4 exons. The record is from RefSeq and is a predicted model, not a curated record.
ACGUCGCCUAGGGUGAUGGGUUCCGGGGCGCCGCUGUGGCCUCCCCCCUCCCCCCGCGCUGGUGGUUCAGCCCGCAGCGCUUCCCCGCGCGCGGCCACGUGCUCGGCGCGGCGCAGCAGGAUGGCGCCCCGAGGGAAGAAGCGCGGCGCCCAGAAGCCGGCGGAGACCGAGGCCGAGCCCGGGGGCGAGGCGGAUGCGCCGCAGAAGCGGGCCCGGGGCAGCCCCGAGGGCAGCGGCCCCCGCGUGGUCAUCGAGCACUGCAAGAGCUGACGCGUGUUCGGGCGCAACGCGGCGGCGGUGAGCGAGGCCCUGCGCGGGGCCGUGGCCCACCUGGCCGUGGAGAUCAACCCGGCGCCGCCGCGCAGGAACAGCUUCGAGGUGGCCCUGGUGAAGGAGGACGGCAGCACCGUGGAGCUGUGGAGCGGCAUCCGCAAGGGGCCGCCCCGCAAGCUCAAGUUCCCCGAGCCCGCCGCCGUCGUGGAGGCCCUCAAGAGCAGCCUGGCCUAGGGGCACCUCCGGGAGCCCCCCGGCGGGGCACGGCCCCCGGGGGGUGCCCCCCUGCCCGCCCGCAGCCAGCCCAGGACUCGGGACCCCGCGGGACCGGAGCGUCCGUGAGGAGGCGCGACGAAGUGGGGGGCGCCGGCCAGCCCCAGUCUCGUCUCCGAUGCCGCAGCUCCUCCUGCCCGCGGGUAACGGGUGCUGGCACCCCUCACCGCCCCUUUCCCCCACCCCGACAGCCCCUGUCCUGCAGUUUUGCAAUAAAGCCGUGCAACCCCCUGGCA